This is a messenger RNA of Hippocampus comes (tiger tail seahorse), 3778 nucleotides long. Its product is annotated as zinc finger protein 184-like. Gene Ontology annotation, biological process: regulation of transcription by RNA polymerase II. The record is from RefSeq and is a predicted model, not a curated record. Gene Ontology annotation, molecular function: DNA-binding transcription factor activity, RNA polymerase II-specific. The coding region runs from base 184 to 3483 and encodes 1099 amino acids. Gene Ontology annotation, cellular component: nucleus. NCBI's taxonomy places the organism in Eukaryota, Metazoa, Chordata, Actinopteri, Syngnathiformes, Syngnathidae. The transcript has 5 exons.
CGCCUCACCACGGACACUCCGCUGCCGUAAAACCAACAAAGAAGAUAAAAGGGCGGAAGUAGGGCUGCCUUAAAAACAACAACGCGACGGCGAUCGGAUAAAAUCGAGUGGAAAACUCAUCCAAAAGUGCAACUAGUCGGUACGACUGCGGCUAAGAAAAUGAUCUGACCGCUUCAGACGACAAUGGCGCUGUACGAGGAGAAGGAGCGACAACGAAAACAAUUGGAAGCUGCUGGCGACAAUGGCAUGUGUUUGCGCAUCCAAGACGUCCAGCAGCUGAUUGUUCGUCAGGAAGAGCUUCCCCCUCAGCUCCAAUGGGGCAGCUCCAUUUUCAAGCAAGAGGAGCCACAGCUUCUCCACAUUAAAAACGAAGACGAGGAGCCAAGGCCCCGCCACAUCAAAGAAGAACAAGAGGAUCGACAGUCCUUUCAUGUGAAAGAGGAAGCGAAGGAUUCGCUGCCCAUCCACGUUAAAGAGGAAGAAGAGGCGGUCCGCGUCAGCAAGUUGCCACCGACCGGCGUCUCUGUGGACCAAGCGCCCGAGUGGUCACAGCUGCAUCGUCAUGGCGCGCCCAGAGACCCCCGCGGGGGGCCGUCCCCGGACAAGCUGUUAGCGCCUCUGUCGGACAGCGACGACCCGGAGGAACCUCUGAGGAGCGACGCGGACUGCCGAGCUGACGGCAAGCUGUCGAAAACAUCACAGACGUGUAAAAAACGAGUUUCCUGCUCGGUCUGCGGCAAAGGUUUUGCUCAGCAGCAUUUGUACAGGCACAUGAGAACGCACACCGGAGAAAAACCCUUCAGUUGCUCAUUUUGCGGUAAAACCUUCUCGACAAAAGACCAAAUGGAAUCACACACAAGAAUACACACCGGGGAGAACCCUUUUACGUGCUCGGUUUGCUCGAAGACCUUCAUCCAAAAGGCCAACAUGAUUCGGCACAUGAGAACGCACACGGGGGAAAAACCAUUCAGUUGCUCGACGUGCGGCCGAGCCUUCGCUCUGAAGGAGCAUGUGGAUUCCCACAUGAGAGUGCACACGAGGGAAAAGCCCUUCUGUUGCUCCGUUUGCGGCCAAACGUUCACCUUGAAAAAAAACCUGGCGCCGCACCUGAGACUACACACGGGAGGAAAACCCUUUGGUUGCUCUACCUGCGGUAAAACCUACUCGCGCAAAGACUAUUUGGAAACGCACGUGAAAACGCAUUCGGGAGAGAAACCCUUCUGUUGCUCGGUCUGCGGUAAACGUUUCAGCCUGAAGCGAAACGUGGUGCCGCACAUGAGAAUCCACACGGGAGAAAAGCCCUUUCCUUGCCCAAUUUGUGGCAAAAGAUUCACUCUCAAGCAAACCAUGGAAUUGCACGUGACGAUCCACGCCGGAGAAAAACCCUUCCGUUGCCCGUUGUGCGAUAAAGCAUUUGCCGACAAGUCCAACAUGAAGUCGCACAUGAGGACCCACGCAGGAAUUCCAACCCUGUUCAACGGAGCAAUGGCGUCGCGCGAGGAGAACGAGCGACAACAAGAGCAACUGCAAGGUGCUGGCAAGAAUCACAUCGAAUUGUCCGGCCGAGACAUCCAGCAGCUGAUUGUCCUUCGGGGAAAGGUGGCCCCCAGCUCCACUUUACCGCGUGAGGGUCCACAGCCUCGUCGCAUCAAUGAGGAUAAAAACGAUUCGCUGCUCCUUCCCUCUCAAGAGGAAGGAAACGAUGCAUGGCCAACUUAUGGUGAAGACCAAGAGGAGGAGCCACGGCCCCCAGGCAUGAAAGAGGAAGACAAGGGGUUGGAUGUCAGCACGCUGGCGCCGACCGGCGUCUGCGUGAAGGUCGAAGACGAGUCACCCGAACGGACGCGGUGUCAUCAUCGCAGCGGAGCGGGAGAGCCCUGCGCUGGCCCGUCAGCGGAAGAGCUCUUGGCGCCACUGUCGGACAGCGACGACGUGGAGAGCGACGCCAACUCUGAAGGUGACGACCAACAGUCGAGGUGCGGCAAGAACAACGAGGCGACUUCACAAAUGCCUCUCGAAAAUUUGACCUGUUCAGUUUGUGGCGACCACUUCGGCAAACGGUCAACACUGGCUCGCCACUUGAGGACGCACAGGAAGGAAAAGCUCCUCCGCUGCCCUUGGUGUGUCAAAACGUUCUCUCUCAAGACUCAAGUGGUGCAACACAUGAGAGUCCACACGGGGGAAAAGCCUUUCUGUUGCUCCGUUUGCGGCAAAACUUUCUCGAAUCAGUCGAACAUGGUGAAACACAUGAGAACGCACACGGGAGAAAAACCCUACGGUUGCCCGGUGUGCCAGAAGAAAUUCGCCCAGACGUCGCACAUGGUCACCCACAUGAAAAUCCACACAGGCGAAAGGCCUUUCAGCUGCUCCGCCUGUGGGAAAAGAUUCACCCUGAAGCAUAACAUGGCAGCGCACGCGAGAACGCACACGGGAGAGAAACCUUUCGUUUGUUCCGUGUGCGGGGAAGCCUUCUCGCGGAAGCGACAACUGGGGCGACACAUGAGCGCGCACACGGGGGAGAGCCCCUUCACUUGUUCCGUUUGUGGUAAGACCAUCACCCAAAAGCAAAAUCUGGUCACGCACAUGAGAACGCACACGGGAGAGAAACCUUUCUGUUGCCCCAUUUGCGGGAAAACCUUCUCAAAUAAAUCCAACAUGUCCAAACACACGAGAACACACACAGGGGAGAAACCCUUUCGCUGCUCAUUGUGCGCCAAAACAUUCUCCCAAACGUCGCACAUGGCAACGCACAUGAAAAUGCACACGGGGGAAAGGCCUUUCUCUUGCUCGGUUUGCGAGAAGAGAUUCGCGCUGAAGCGAAGCAUGGUCGCGCACGAGAGAACGCACACGGGCGAGAAACCCUUCCGCUGCUUAAUUUGCGGCAAAGCAUUCUCUCAAAAGCGGCAACUCGCACCACAUAUGAAAACACACACAGGGGAAAAGCCCUUUUGUUGCUCGUUCUGCGACAAAACAUUUUCCCAAAAGUCACACAUGGCGUCACACGUGAAAAUACAUACUGGGGAAAGACCGCACAGUUGCCUGCUGUGCGGUCAAACAUUUAUUCAGAAGCGCAGUCUGGUGCUCCACACAAGAACGCACACCGGAGAGAAACCAUACGGUUGCUCGAUGUGCGCCAAGACCUUCUCUCACAAGUCGUGCGUGGCGUCGCACAUGAGGAUACACACGGGGGAAAAACCCUUUCGUUGCUCAGCGUGCGACCAAUCUUUCAUUCAGAAACACAGUCUGACGUCGCACAUGAGGACACACACGGGGGAAAAACCAUUUAGCUGCUCCACUUGUGGGAAGGCAUUCUCCCAAAGGCCACACCUGGUUUCACACAUGAGAACACACACGGGAGAAAAACCCUUUUACUGCUCACUCUGUGGUAAAAGAUUUUCCCAUAAGUCCAACAUGGUCAAACACAUGAGGACGCACACGAGAGAAAAAAGCUCACUGGAAAUGGCGCUCACGGGGCAGGUUUGACUGCACACAAACAACCGAGGAUGAAUGUUUCGGGAAAAAAAACAAACAACAAAAAAUAAAAGGGGAGUCCCCGAGAUGUCGCUGAAUUGGAAACAUUGUCUUCACUUGCUGAAUGAUAUUCUUCUCAAGAUCUGCAAAAGUUCGAUUUAGUUGUGCAGGACGGUGAUUUUUCCGACCGUGCUACGCAGGCUCCCUCUAGUGGUAGACGAAAGGAAUCACUGAAUUCAGUACCAACAAAAUGUGCUGAAAAUAUUACUGUAGAAUGAAGCUUUAAGCAAUGCAAGCCUGUUUAAUU